AUGCCCAGAGGCCCACCUUUAACCGACAAUGAAAAAGGGCAAAUCCUGGCUCUCCAUCACCAACUCCUGUCUCUAAGAGACAUCGCCCAAACUUUAGAACGCUCCGUUGGGGCAGUGCAAAGGUUUUUAAAGAACCCCAAUCGUCAUUCCCGCCGUCGUGCACACGUCACAGGACAGAAGAUCACCGUGGGUCAAGAAAAGGCUUUAAUUAGAAAAGCUUGCUCAGGAGAGUAUUCAGCUCGCGACUUGAAGAACAAGAUGGAUUUCCCGAUUGCAGUAAGGCGCGUGCAACAAAUAUUAAGUUCCACGCCUCAUCUGAAGUAUAAAAAGAUGGUUAACGCCCCAAUGAUGACUGUACGUCACCGCGAAAACAGACUCAAAUGGGUGCGUCGUUUUAUUGGAAAGGGAGACAUAUUUUGGAAUAAGGUUAUCUUCAGCGACGAGAAGUAG
Messenger RNA from Chondrus crispus (carragheen), 450 nucleotides. RefSeq lists its product as hypothetical. Bases 1 to 450 code for a protein of 149 amino acids. The record is from RefSeq and is a predicted model, not a curated record. Gene Ontology annotation, molecular function: DNA binding. NCBI's taxonomy places the organism in Eukaryota, Rhodophyta, Florideophyceae, Gigartinales, Gigartinaceae. The transcript has a single exon.